CAGUUUCCAGCCGCCGCCGCCGCCGCCGCCGAAAAAGCAGCCGCAGCAGCAGCAGCAGCCGCCGUGCGGCCGGGGUGGAGCGAGCGAGCGAGGCGAGAGAGCGCUGCGCCCUGGCGCGCUGUGCGUGAGUCUGUGGCGAGCUUGCAGCGGGCCCGCUCAGCUCCAUGCGAAAGGAUUGCGAGGGGGAAAGAGGAGGAGGAGGAAGGAGAAGAGGAGGCGGCGGCAGCAGCAGCAACAGCAGCCAUGGCGGGGCUCCACUGAAGGCAGAAGCAGCAGCAGCAGCAGGCGGCGAGGGAGGAGGGGGAAAAUCUCUGCGUUCCCUCCACCCCAUCCCUGCCUGAGCUGAGCUGAGCUGGGCUCUGCGUGGAUUCCUCGCUUUGUGCCCCGCUGAGACCGCCGGAGAGGACCCGAGGCCCCCGACGCCGCCACCCCAGCGCGCGGGGGGGAGGGUUGGGUGCUUUUGUUUUUAAUUUGCCGCCCUCCCUUUCCAUUCCGCCGCCCCCCCGGCACGUCUUCCUCCUCCUCCUCCUCCUCUUCGAUUGCGUGUUGUGUGUGUGUCUCUCUCUGCCGGUGUGUAUUGCAAACAAAGAGCCAGACCCACAUCCGCGCAGCAGCGCAAGGGAGAGAAAGGAGGAGAGAAGCCACAGCCAAGAGCGAGAGGAGAGGAAGAGAGGAGAUCUCCUUGGAUCGAGUAUGGCGGAUCGCAGCCUGGAGAGCCUCCCUCUGCCGCUGGAAGUGAGAGCCCGCUUGGCUGAGCUGGAGCUGGAAUUAUCGGAAGGUGACAUCACACAAAAGGGCUAUGAAAAGAAGAGAUCAAAAUUAAUUGGGGCCUACUUGCCACAACCUCCGGCGGCGAAUGGAGCUGCUGCGGUUCGGUGUAGACUGCAGCACAAUGAAGGGGCCACGAGAAGGACGCACCGCACUAGCAACAUUGGGGUCUGUGACAUCCGGGAAGCAGCAGCUAGAGAGCGCACGGCCCCCCACAGCACAGCGGCAAACCGGCCUCUCUUUUACUUUCGCUUUGGAGUGGAUCAGGCACUGCCACAAGAACGCCGAACUCCCGUUACCCCUUCCUCCUCCUCUCGAUACCACCGACGCAGGUCCUCAGGGUCACGUGAUGAGCGCUAUCGGUCAGAUGUUCAUACAGAAGCAGUCCAGGCAGCUCUUGCAAAACAUAAAGAAAGGAAGAUGGCAGUGCCUAUGCCAUCCAAGCGACGUUCAUUGGUGGUGCAAACAUCGAUGGACGCCUACACACCUCCAGAUACCUCAUCUGGUUCAGAAGACGAAGGCUCUGUACAGGGCGAUUCGCAGGGAACUCCAACGUCAAGCCAAGGGAGUAUAAAUAUGGAACACUGGAUCAGCCAAGCCAUCCAUGGCUCUACCACAUCUACAACAUCUUCAUCUUCAACGCAAAGUGGCGGCAGCGGUGCUGCACAUAGGCUAGCUGAUGUAAUGGCGCAAACGCAUAUAGAAAACCAUUCCGCACCUCCAGAUGUUACCACUUACACCUCAGAACACUCAAUACAAGUAGAAAGACCACAAGGUUCAACAUCGAGGGUGGCACCAAAAUAUGGAAAUGCUGAACUUAUGGAAACUGGCGAUGGAGUUCCAGUAAGCAGCAGAGUGUCGGCAAAAAUUCAGCAGUUGGUCAACACCUUAAAACGACCCAAACGGCCCCCAUUACGAGAGUUCUUUGUAGAUGACUUUGAAGAAUUAUUAGAAGUUCAACAGCCAGACCCAAACCAACCAAAGCCAGAGGGAGCGCAGAUGUUGGCGAUGCGUGGAGAACAGCUGGGCGUGGUUACGAAUUGGCCUCCAUCUCUUGAAGCAGCAUUGCAACGAUGGGGAACCAUUUCCCCGAAAGCUCCUUGUCUAACCACUAUGGACACCAAUGGAAAACCACUAUAUAUUCUCACUUACGGCAAACUUUGGACCCGUAGUAUGAAAGUCGCAUACAACAUACUACAUAAGUUGGGCACGAAGCAAGAACCAAUGGUGCGGCCAGGAGACAGGGUAGCACUAGUAUUUCCCAAUAAUGACCCUGCUGCUUUUAUGGUAGCAUUUUAUGGCUGCCUGCUUGCAGAAGUUGUCCCUGUACCUAUUGAAGUGCCACUUACCAGAAAGGGGACUCCUCCUUCUGUCUGGAUUUUCAUAGAAGCCAAACCAAAUGAGAGCUCAUUUCUGAAGACUUUUCUUGCAAAAGACGCAGGAAGCCAGCAGAUAGGCUUCUUGCUCGGAAGCUGUGGUGUGACGGUGGCCUUGACAAGUGACGCCUGCCAUAAAGGACUGCCUAAGAGCCCCACAGGGGAAAUACCACAAUUUAAAGGCUGGCCAAAGCUGCUAUGGUUUGUCACAGAAUCAAAACACCUAUCGAAACCUCCUCGAGACUGGUUCCCACAUAUCAAAGAUGCAAACAAUGACACAGCUUACAUUGAGUACAAAACAUGCAAAGAUGGAAGUGUUCUUGGGGUUACUGUGACGAGAAUUGCACUUCUGACCCAUUGCCAAGCUCUUACACAGGCAUGUGGAUACACGGAAGCCGAAACCAUUGUGAACGUAUUAGAUUUCAAGAAAGAUGUAGGAUUAUGGCAUGGGAUUCUUACGAGUGUUAUGAACAUGAUGCAUGUUAUAAGCAUCCCCUAUUCCUUAAUGAAAGUGAACCCACUUUCGUGGAUACAGAAGGUCUGCCAGUACAAAGCGAAAGUUGCCUGUGUGAAAUCCAGGGAUAUGCACUGGGCAUUAGUAGCGCAUAGAGAUCAACGAGAUAUCAACCUCUCCUCCCUCCGUAUGCUAAUAGUUGCUGAUGGCGCCAAUCCAUGGUCUAUUUCCUCUUGUGAUGCAUUUCUUAAUGUCUUCCAAAGCAAAGGCCUCAGACAAGAAGUCAUUUGCCCUUGUGCUAGUUCGCCAGAGGCUCUCACAGUGGCUAUUAGAAGGCCAACAGAUGAUAGCAAUCAGCCACCAGGCAGAGGGGUCCUGUCCAUGCACGGUCUUACCUAUGGAGUCAUCAGAGUGGAUUCUGAAGAAAAGCUUUCUGUUUUAACAGUGCAAGAUGUUGGCUUGGUGAUGCCAGGAGCCAUAAUGUGUGCCGUGAAGCCUGAUGGAGUUCCUCAACUCUGUCGGACAGAUGAAGUAGGGGAACUCUGCGUAUGUGCUAUUGCAACAGGUACAUCUUAUUAUGGACUCUCUGGAAUGACCAAAAACACAUUUGAGGUGUUCCCUAUGACCAGUUCAGGUGCCCCAAUCAGCGAAUACCCUUUCAUAAGAACUGGGCUGCUGGGAUUUAUUGGCCCAGGUGGGCUUGUCUUCGUUGUUGGCAAAAUGGAUGGGCUGAUGGUCGUCAGCGGACGGAGGCACAAUGCAGACGACAUUGUAGCCACGGCGCUCGCGGUGGAACCAAUGAAGUUUGUCUACAGGGGAAGAAUAGCAGUGUUUUCAGUGAGCGUUCUUCACGACGAGAGGAUAGUUAUCGUUGCUGAGCAAAGGCCGGACUCUACAGAGGAAGACAGCUUUCAGUGGAUGAGCAGAGUGCUACAGGCUAUAGACAGUAUUCAUCAAGUGGGAGUUUACUGCCUAGCCCUGGUACCAGCAAACACACUCCCAAAGACUCCUCUAGGUGGAAUCCACUUAUCUGAAACUAAGCAGCUUUUCCUCGAAGGAGCACUGCAUCCCUGUAAUGUGUUGAUGUGUCCACACACCUGUGUAACAAACCUGCCUAAACCAAGACAAAAACAGCCAGAAAUUGGCCCUGCCUCUGUGAUGGUGGGGAAUCUCGUCUCUGGAAAAAGAAUUGCUCAGGCAAGCGGCAGAGAUUUGGGUCAAAUAGAAGAUAACGAUCAAGCCCGAAAGUUCCUGUUUCUCUCAGAAGUCUUACAAUGGAGGGCGCAAACAACUCCUGACCACGUGCUUUACACACUGCUAAAUUGUAGGGGGACAAUAGCAAACUCUCUAACAUGUGUCCAGCUACAUAAACGGGCUGAAAAGAUAGCCGUUAUGUUGAUGGAAAGGGGACACUUACAAGAUGGCGACCAUGUUGCUUUGGUCUACCCACCAGGUAUAGAUCUGAUUGCUGCAUUUUAUGGGUGUUUGUACGCAGGCUGUGUGCCAAUAACAGUUCGACCUCCCCACCCCCAGAACAUUGCAACAACAUUGCCUACGGUCAAGAUGAUUGUGGAGGUGAGUCGCUCUGCCUGCUUAAUGACAACACAAUUAAUAUGUAAAUUGUUGCGGUCACGAGAGGCAGCAGCAGCGGUGGAUGUCAGAACGUGGCCCCCUAUCUUAGACACGGAUGAUUUGCCAAAGAAGCGGCCUCCUCAGAUCUACAAACCUUCUAACCCCGACAUGCUGGCUUAUCUCGAUUUCAGUGUAUCCACAACUGGAAUGCUAGCAGGGGUGAAGAUGUCUCAUGCAGCCACUAGUGCCUUCUGUCGUUCUAUUAAGCUGCAGUGUGAGCUUUAUCCUUCCAGAGAAGUUGCAAUCUGUUUGGACCCUUACUGUGGACUUGGGUUUGUCCUUUGGUGCCUCUGUAGCGUUUAUUCAGGACACCAGUCUAUUUUGAUUCCUCCCUCAGAAUUGGAGACCACGCCUGCUCUCUGGCUUCUGGCUGUCAGUCAGUACAAAGUGAGAGACACCUUUUGCUCUUAUUCCGUCAUGGAGCUAUGUACCAAGGGUCUUGGUUCGCAAACGGAAUCUCUGAAGGCAAGGGGACUGGACCUCUCAAGAGUGCGGACGUGUGUGGUUGUGGCAGAGGAACGGCCUCGGAUAGCUCUGACGCAGUCCUUUUCAAAGCUUUUCAAAGAUCUGGGCCUCCACCCCAGGGCUGUCAGCACAUCAUUUGGCUGCAGAGUUAACCUGGCUAUAUGUUUGCAGGGGACAUCAGGGCCAGAUCCAACCACUGUGUAUGUGGACAUGAGGGCCCUCAGACAUGACAGAGUGCGUUUAGUAGAAAGAGGAUCCCCUCACAGCUUGCCCCUCAUGGAAUCGGGAAAGAUUCUCCCUGGAGUCCGCAUCAUUAUUGCUAAUCCAGAAACAAAGGGACCCCUGGGAGAUUCUCAUCUUGGAGAGAUAUGGGUUCAUAGUGCUCACAAUGCCAGUGGCUACUUCACUAUCUAUGGUGAUGAAUCCUUGCAGUCAGAUCACUUUAACUCAAGACUUAGUUUUGGAGACACUCAAACUAUCUGGGCACGGACUGGCUACUUGGGAUUUCUGAGAAGAACAGAGCUCACAGAUGCAAGUGGGGAGCGACAUGAUGCACUUUAUGUGGUAGGUGCACUAGAUGAAGCCAUGGAACUGCGAGGAAUGAGGUAUCACCCCAUAGAUAUCGAGACGUCUGUAAUUAGAGCACACAAGAGCAUUACAGAAUGUGCGGUGUUUACCUGGACAAACUUGUUGGUCGUUGUUGUUGAGCUGGAUGGAUCCGAGCAAGAAGCCUUAGACCUGGUUCCUUUGGUCACCAAUGUAGUCCUGGAGGAGCAUUACCUGAUUGUAGGGGUGGUGGUUGUGGUGGACGUUGGUGUAAUUCCUAUCAACUCCCGUGGAGAGAAACAGCGUAUGCACCUACGAGAUGGAUUUUUGGCGGACCAACUAGAUCCCAUCUAUGUGGCCUACAACAUGUAGUCUGGUAUCUAUUAAGGCUUCCAUGGACUGUACUCUAGAUGUAUAAACAAAUUUUUUUGGACGUCCACUAAACGAUGUGCUGACAAGAAUACGGCGCCACUCUUCAGAACGGAACUGUUUCUAUUAGGACUUUUUGACGCGCUCGUUAUUGGCAGGACAUAAAAUGUGAAACGUGUUUCUUUUACCACUACAUUUUAGCACAGAAGGACUUUGGGGUACUGCCUUCAGUUUGUUGGAAAGCCCAUUAUUAGACUUUUUAAAAAAGAUUAUUUUUUGCUUAUUGGGAUGAUACUGCUUUCUGAGUAAUAUGGCUUUGUAUUUUAUGUUAUACUGAAGUAGCUAAUUUUUCUUCUUCUUUUUUUUAAAAUCUGCCCUUCAAGUGGAUAUUUUUAAACAGCUCGUUUUAUGACUGAAUUGUUUUGGUUUGCUUGUUUUUAAAUGUCCAUAAAAACCUUUUCCAAUAUGAAUCCAUUACUAAUUUUAAGCCAUUUUCUAUCCCAUUGUCUUAGGAAACUACAUUGUGGUACGAGGAAAAUACCCAAAACAGCACCUUCUCAAAUUAGAGUUUUAACAGCUUUCUCUUCUAGAAAUGCUGAAAAUGCAAAGGCAAAAAGAGCCUUUGAUUAUUAGUGUUAGAAUGAACAGAAAUUUAUAAAUAAGGUGUAUUUCGGCAAUGAGCUUGCAGAUAUCUUUGUACUAAACUAAAAAGAUAAAAUAAGUUAACUACUUCUGUAAUUAUGUACAAAACCUUUAAUUUAUUUUGAUCUCUUUAGAAGUAUAAAAGAGAAACAUUCAAGAAUAUUAAGCUCUUGUAAUGUUUGCUAAUAUAAAAACAAAGGGGUUGUAUUAUCUUGAGUGGAUAGUAUCACAUCAAAUAUAUAUAUAUGAAAUAUAAAUUCACUAAUGACAAAAAAAGAUUUUAAAGUUUUAAAAGGAUGCAGUACUCAUCACUUGCAUGGUGUCUCUUUUCCCACUGUAGAUAAUCGAACAUUAUUCACAAACUUCGAGGAAAAACCGGUCCUGGAUUGCUAAGUAUCCCUGUCUAAAAAAAACCCCAGAAUCUCCCAGAUACCAGCAAGCGAAACCAUUCUGCUACCUUUAAAGGCAGAGAGUUAAACGUUGAAGGUCGCAAUCCUUUGCCACGCCUGCACAGAGGGCAGGACAUAGAGUGGUUCCCGUAGCCGUGCUGGAAUAAAUUUCUGCACCUUGCUCUCUCUUCCAAGCCUGCUUCUCCGUAAGGCCACUGAAUUGCCACUCUGCUGCCCUUGGCCCCUAAUUUGCUUCCAGCACUCUGUCGCUCACCCUUCCGUAGUCCCUGGCUCUUCUCCAGCCCCCUGUGUGCUCUAGGAGCCUGGAGAAGAGGAGGAGGAGGAGGAGGAGCAAUGCUGGAGAGGGAGGAAGAGCCUCGGCUUCAACCCAGGAAGCCUUGGAAGAGUCCAGCCGGCACGUUGGCAGAGACCAAGACAGGGUUCCCGCAAGAGCCAUUCCACCUCCUGCUCUCUGUGCAUGCAAUGUGGUAGGAUUUGCUGGUGGCCAAAGACUCUUCAACAGUGCACUACGAAGGAUUCUCUUAUUUGCCGCAGAGGUGACAAAUAUCUGUGCAGGCACGUAUGUCCAUACACUUCUUAGACGUUAGAAAAGGCAGGUUUGAAGAAUUAUCACUGUUUUUCUUAGCUGCAUAACAUUGUUGCACAAUAUUGGUCAUUGUCCUUUCUUUUUUAAGUUUGUGGGAGUUUUGUUAAUUUUUUUUUGGUAAGGACGAUUUUCUUCUUGUUUUUGUUUUGUUUUUGGUGGUCAUUUUGCACAAGAGUUAUGCUUUUGUUCAUCUGUUUGCCUUCCUGCUGCCCUCUGUCUAGGUUGGGCGAGGGGAGGGUGGCAAUCCAUCCACUUCACACUUUGUAGAAAGCUGUUGUUUUUCGAUACUCUUUCUCUUAAUAACGCGUUUGUUAUUGGAGAGUAGCUGAAAAGCCGCUCUAAACUAUUUGGCACAGCCUGGUGGAUCUGCUAACAUGUCCUUAUGCCAAACAGAGGAACUGAUACUGGUGUUGCAGGUAAUCCCAUCUCUCGGUUCCAAAGGGAAUCUGCCAAUUGGGGAAGAACAGGAACGCAUGGAUCACAGCUGCCUUUUAUUUUCUUUCUAAUUUCACUGUCUUUGGAUAAAUGGACUUGUCAAUCUCUUAAUUAUUUAAUUGUUUUCCUCCCCCCGUUUUUUUGUUUCUUUCUUCUUCUUCUUUUUGAAGUGCAUAUUUUGGUUUGUUCCAGCGUAGCCUGGCUGACCUGUGUCUGAUUUUUGAGGGUGAACAUUAAACAGCAGCAGUCCAAGAAUGCUUUUUAAAUGGUUUGAAAUAAUGUUAACUUGCUGGCAGAAUAUGCAUGACUAAGACGGAGGCAGGACUGAAGCUACAAGACCUUUAUAUAACAUGUAUAAGGGAUUUUUUUUUGUCUACCUUUGCAGAUUUCAUUUGGUUCUGAAGAGAAGACCCCAAAUUCAUUUUUUUCCCAUUUUUUAUUUUUGCAGGGGUGGGAGGGUCCUUAAAGAUGAGGGAUGGUUUUUAGUCUGCAUGCAGAAUACAGAGCAUCUCACCAUGGCAAAACUUUUUUUUUGGUGUGUGUGUGUUAAUUUUCAGUUGCCCCCCUUUUUUUCUUUUUUUCUUUGCCCUGUGAAUAUUUCUACCCAUGCUCCGAAGACCAACCCUGAAGCAUUCUGUCAAAGUAUGGGGUUUUUUUGUCCCCUAAAAUAAUAUAUAUUUUUUUCUGUUUGAAAUGUCAAGUUGCUGUAAGGUUCAGACAAGCCGUUGACUGAUUAUGAGCAUAAUUACAGUGUAUGAACUAACUUGUGAUGAUGUCCUUGCUAUUGCUGAUCUCAGUGCUGCAAAACACAAAUUUAGCUGUCAUUUUAUUAAAGCAUCACUUCUAACCUUCACCAAGUCAACUUUCCACUCCUGGGGAAGGGGACAAAGGACUCCAAUGCAGUCGUACGACACAGUUAAUAACUGAUCUCUUCUGCAACCUGCCAUCUGUGGUUGUUUAAAUUCUCAAGCUUAGGACAGUAAAUGACGAUGAACUGAAUUCCUAGUUUUGUCGUGCAAGAUAAGGGGAAAGAAACACACGUACCAUCAGAUCCAGCAAUAAAGAAGGAUUGUUCUGUAUUAGAAACUGUACUGUAGAUAAACCAUUCAUGAGAAUGUAUAAAAUGUUUGUCUUGUGACCUUGUGCUUUUGAAGUCAGACAAAAACCAUGUAGUCAACCUGAUGCACAUGCGCACUAAAAUAAAAAAGAAAGGAAGAAAGAGGGUCCACAAUGAACAUUUAAACACGAAAACUAAUCAAACAGGAGCAGAUUCCUCAUGGUGCUUGUUUAUUAUAUAUAUUUAAUCCUGCUUGACACUUUACCCAAGGGAAGACUGUCCCUUUUAUCAGUUGAAUGUUAGCAGCGUUAUUUCAUAGAGUGUGGUGACUGGUUAGAGAAAUUCAUGUAACUCAGCCAAUCACAGUUUCAAACGAAAAUUUUUAUGUGCAAACAAACAGCAACCUUCUUGUAUGUUAAACCACCAGUACGCUUUGUACAUCUGUGAUAACGCCUGUUUUAUAUUCAAAUGAACAAAUAAAAGCUUUUAUUUUUGUUGCUCUGAAAAGAUCAGGUUUUUUUAUAUAUAUAAAGGGGGGGGGGAAGCUGAGGUUUUUAAAGGAGAUUUUCCAGAGCUUUGGGCCCCACCUAACACUUUGGUGAAAGAAAAUGGUUUUAUUUUUUAUUGACUUGGGAUCAUUGCAUAUGCCACAGAAUAGAAAAUACUCAACAUGGAUCUGGAGCUAACUUAAGCCGUAUUCAGGCGCUCUUAUAUAACUCUGUUGAAGCAAUUUGUCCCUCUCUUUGGCAUCUCCAAUUCUGACCUUCCUGCAGUGAUCAAGGAGGUAUAACACAAAGCCUCCUCUCGAUCCAGGACUGUGUUAAUGUGUAGAACAGGUGUAAACGCUUAGAAUCUGGUUUCAGACACAUUCCCAUCCAACACAGGGGUUAAAUGGACAUGGACAUGGGAUGUUGGGAAUGGGGGCCAGCAUGUGCCCCCCCCCAGCUCCCCAUACCAAUUGUUUCACCAGAGGGGAGAAGCAAGGAAAAUUGGGGAGUGAGUUGGCUAGCACUCAGAGAGAGAGAAAAUUGCCUUCCGUGAAACUUAUGUUUUGACUUCUGUGAAAUUGGUGUUCUGUUGAGUGUAGAAAACUCUGGGUUUAAAGGAGUGUGUUUUGGGGCUCAGACCUCACCUCUGACUUAUGCUUGGUUUAUUGGGCCUAGUUAUUUGUGCCUCAGACUGACCAAUUUGCCUCCUGCGCAAUGGGUGUUUUGUGACUGGCCGCAGCCACAAAGGCAGCCAUUUUGUGAAUGGGUUUCUCCCCUUAUGGCAGCCAUUUUUUGAUGGCACCCACAAGCGUUCUCAAAAUGUGCCUCUCAGUUCUAAAGAGAAAGGGAUCUUUGCUGAAGAAGCAACAUUCCUUGGUGGUUAUCCAUUGCAAAUAAAAAUCAGCAGUGAUGAGUGCUCUUAGUAAUGUUGGGGGAUAACUUGAAAAUGAUUGGUAUAUCAUAUUUUGGCUGGAAUGCAGUAAUAUUUAAUAUGUGUUAGUUGGCUGAUAUGUAAUGGAAUCUUAAAAAUUCUGAUACUAUUUGAUUGAUAACAUGCAAUUGUAUCAGGCAGCAUUCGCUCAAGAACAUGCAGUGGUAAUAUUUUGGCUGUCGACAGCUUAUGAAAGACCGCUCAAAAUGAAACUAAUGUGAAGUCAGAAAUUCCAAAGCAUAUGGAUUUGGAGGUAAGACUACUUUACAUCUUCUUUUCAUAUAAAAAAAACAUAUCCUCAUUUAUAAUCUUAAAUUUUUUGGAAGGAAUGUGUGGGGCACAAAUUGAGAGGAUCAUUAACUGCUACAGAAACGACAGCAACAGAAAUAUCCAAGAAGAAGAAAAAUAUGGCAGCAUGAUCAAUAGUCCCAAGGAAAUGGAGGGAAUUUCAUUGGGUGUAGCUUGGUAUACAAAUGUAGUUUAGCUCCUUCACAAGUAUUAAAGGUGCAGGAGUCCCUACCUCUUUUUGUAUCUCACCACCCUACAAAGGCAGUAAUCUAAAUUUCAUUAUACCAUGGCCCUGGCGCAGCUUUAAUUGUUGUUUAGUCAUUUAGUCGUGUCUGACUCUUCGUGACCCCAUGGACCAUAGCAUGCCAGACACUCCUGUCUUCCACUGCCUCCCGCAGUUUGGUCAAACUCAUGUUGGUAGCUUCAAGAACACUGUCCAACCAUCUCGUCCUCUGAUGUCCCCUUCUCCUAGUGCCUUCAAUCUUUCCCAACAUCAGGGUCUUUUCCAAGGAUUCUUCUCUUCUCAUGAGGUGGCCAAAGUAUUGGAGCCUCAGCUUCAGGAUCUGUCCUUCCAGUGAGUACUCAGGGCUGAUUUCCUUCAGAAUGGAUAGGUUUGAUCUUCUAGCAGUCCAUGGGACUCUCAAGAGCUUUAAUUCGGCAUAAGUUAAUUAGCGUUAUUUAAUAGUUGUACAAGAAUAUAGAUAGGGGUGGGCACGUUAGAUUGUGUAUCCAAUUCAAAGCAAUGUAGUACAGAUUGACUGUGAUGUCGUUUGGAUGCACAUCCAAUUCAAACCAUUCAGACCGGUACUGAAUCCAGCAAGUAUCAGCCAGGGCAGAUGUUACAUUAAAAAGGAUCUUCCAUUUAUUUUGCAUUUGCAAUGGAAGUGGGUAAACAGGGAAGAACAUUACAUUUCUCCCAGAGAGUACUUGAAAUAUACUCUCAAGGCUUAGCUGGAAGCAACAGAUGUCUGAACUAGCUCUGCUAAGGGCAGCGCCGGCCCACCCAUGAGGCAACUGCCUCGGGUGGCGGCAUCCACAGGGGCAGCGGAUCCGUCCUCCAAGGAAUGAAUUGGCCCCUGCUGCUGCCACUGCAUGCAUGCUCCUCAGAGGCAGGAUCUGCCUCCUCGGCACCCCACCAUGCUGUCCCUACAGUGGCCUCUCAGCAAAUAGGAAGGGCAGCUAGUCUCCUCCCACCCUAGCGGGUAAAUUGUGGGGGCUGCCCUGUGGGGUCUCCUGGGCUCUGCACCUGACCAGUGUGGUUCAGAACAGGCCCCUUCCCUUCCACCUGCAACAGCUUUUGAUUUCACCCAUCAGGUAAGGUUGAUUUGACCCCCCCCCUCUUGUUUCUUCCAUCUUCCAAGGUGGGGAGCAAUUUUGUGGUUCUCAGGUGCCAAAAUGUCUUGGGCUGGCCCUGGUGUAUGUUUUCCUAGCUGUUUCCUUGUGCUUUAAAUAUGCCAAAGGACAUGGCAUUUGUAUCUGGGAUUUGUAUAUCAUACGGCCUCCAUUCCCCCUUUAUUGCAAGGGCACCUCUAUGCUGACCCAAGGCGAUAUGCAACUCUGGUGUGGAGUCUCUCCACCAAGUUGGUAGAGACCACACAACAGCUGUUAGCUGCCCGCAUGUGGUGCUCCUACCUCAAGCCUUGUUUUUGACAGUUUCCAGAGGGACACAUAAAUUAGAAUUGGCCCUGAACAGAGAGAAUAGUUUCAUUUAAGCCAAGGACCACGUGAUGGUCAGCUUAGCAAACACGAGAUUGCCCUCCAGUGGUCGCAAGCAUCCACUGCAUCCUUCGUCCGCACCUGUAAGAUUGGUGACCAGAUACAAUUUUGUGAAUAAGGUGCAGCACGAUGAACUUAAGGCUGCUAUGAACUGCAAUAAAGAAAUACAGGAAAGAGGGACAU
This is a messenger RNA of Zootoca vivipara (common lizard), 12346 nucleotides long. RefSeq names its product DIP2 acetate--CoA ligase C (putative) (gene DIP2C). The record is from RefSeq and is a predicted model, not a curated record. Lineage: Eukaryota; Metazoa; Chordata; Lepidosauria; Squamata; Lacertidae.